UCAUGCACGCAGUGAUGUGUGACUCACUUGAAAGCAAAUCUAGUUAUAAUUGCUUUAACGAAACAUGGUUUGUGGUCGCAUAUGUUUAUAAUCUCGCAUUGUUCGUUAUAAGUCGCGAGAUGUGCCAAAGUUGAAGUCAGUUUAUCAGUGUAGGAUAAAUACCUCCCUAGUUGUUUUUUUCUAAAAUAUAAAACCUUCAUCCGAGGGAUAAAACCGAGGCUGUUUGUCUCUUUAUCCUGAUAAAGAAGCUUUUAAAUAUCAUAAAAAAACGGAAGACAAGUGUUUUACAAUAUUUAUGUGCCUAAAAAAAUACCCGAAACAACGUUUAUCAACAACUUGUGUUUCGAAAACUCCCCAUAAACAUUAAGAGACGCACGUUAAAAUAUCCCUUGCUGGCAUACUUGUACUUACAAAAAGAGAUUCUUAAAAACACUGGUUUAUCAGGGCAUCUGCAUCCCAUUGGUUCACUCAUUGAAAUAUACAAAAUACAUGUGUUUAUCAUAAUAAUACCUACAUGUAAUAUGUAGUAAAAUAGACUUCUGAUGAGUGCACAUUCAAGACUGAGGAACAUAUGUGUGUUUGCCUGCGUGCGUGCUUGUGUGCCUGCGUGUGUGCGUGCGUGAGCGGGUGAGACAUGAUCCCAUGACUUCAUUUUAUGCUCCUUGGGCUCUCUACCCUACUGUUUCCAUGUUCCAAAUUACGGUCAGGAGAUUAGCUUCAAAACUAUGAGUCUGAAUAUUUUUUUAAAGAAAAAACGCCUUGCAACAAUGAAUUUAAAUUUUUGUGGCAGACAAUUCCCUUUUUCGCUACUGUUCGAAGCAUAAUUAUUUGUUCAAGAACUUUCCGGGACAAUAUAUUAUUUUCGAUAAAGUCCCAAACAACAUUUUGCCCUCGGGGAAUAAGAGACGUUGAGUUAUAUCCAAAUCUUCACAACGUAUGUCACAUAAAUUCAACGGUAACAGUGCUUUAUCAGAUUAUCUUUACGUCGCAAAACAAAUAAAAAACAUAUAAAAUCUUCACCGCCCGAAGAAGUAAACUGAGACGAGUAUUAAAAUAAAAUAACCUUACCUAUUCCUCAUACAGCAUAUUGACGUCCGCGGCAGUUGUCUGCUGCAGUGGUUGUCGUCUGCUGCGACGGUUGUCGUCUGCUUUUGUUGUCGUCUGCUGCUCUUGAAGCUGCAUUCUGUGCCUUCAUCUCAUGAUGUAUGUCAGUUUUUCCCUUUUCCUGACGUUGUCGGCGAUGUUGUUUCUGAGUGGAGUCACAGGCGCUAUACUCGGAUCUACGCGGUACUGUUUGUCUGGGAGAAGAGACAAAGCAGACGACACGAACUGUCAUUACUACUGGGACUGCUUCAACGACGUGGCCUACAAGAAGGCGUGUCCACCCUACCUUUGUUUCAACGACGUUACGGGUACCUGUGAUGACGCUGCCAAAGUCACCUGCAACUGCGUGUGUCCAUUUCAGACAUCGGACAACCCUCCAGAUGUUCCCGAGUUCGCCACGGCAGCCAUCGAACAACUAUGUUCAGGUGACGCCAGGACCAUUCCACAUCCGAGUGAGUGCCACAAGUACUACGACUGCGCACUAGCCUCUGUGACCCCUGACGUUUACUUCGCCAAAUACGAAGCCGAGUGUCCCUACCCUCAACUCUUCUCCAGUAUUAACUUCCGCUGCCAGAACUUCAAGACAGUAGACUGUGGGCAGAGAGCUGUCAAGUUCGACUACUGUGACUACUCCAGGAACAAGUGCACCGGCCCCAACUGCAUCCCGUGCUCUGUUUCCUACCCCAGCUGCCAGGGGUUGGAGGACGGGCAAAACCUCCACCAGGGGAGGGAGGGCACGGCGUUCUACGUCACGUGCGACAAGGGGAGGACAAUCGGAUUCCAUUCUUGCCCUGAUAUAGAUGGCAUCAGACAAGUCUUCCACCCGGACACCCGCUCAUGUAGACCUUAUGCAGAGGUGAUCAGCUACGUAUGCGCUAUGGGUGCUGCGAAGGUAGAGCACCCGACCAUGUGUAACCGCUACUACGACUGCUCAGCCUACAUCGGCGGCGACAGCUACGCCUUCCCGGACUACCUGAAGGAGUGCAGCUACCCAGACCUCUAUUCCACCGUCAACAUGCGGUGCCAGCCCCACACCACCGUAUCAUGUGCGGCACGGACGGAGACAAAGCGGCCAUGUGACUACCAGUUUUCGUGCUCCGAGCCCCCUUGCGCAACCUGCCAAGACAACAACUUCGCCAGCUGUGUCGGUCUCCCCGACGGCAAUAAUGUCUUCAAGACCAGAGAGGGGUCACCCCAUUACGUCAUUUGUCAAGGGGAGAGAACUCUUGCGCUGCAGAUCUGUGGUACGCAGGGGCUGUUUUAUACGGAGUUCUCGCCCACGACGAGACAGUGUGAAAGCCGGGCACCCUUUAAUCCUGGGAAAUGAGACCUGUCCAUCAUUGUGAUGUGUCAGCAAAUACACUUUCACGUCCUUUUUGGAGUUUCGUUAAUAGUAAAUAAAUCGUACGAAAA
Haliotis rufescens (red abalone) is the source of this 2517-nucleotide messenger RNA. RefSeq lists its product as uncharacterized. Gene Ontology annotation, cellular component: extracellular region. The transcript has 5 exons. Gene Ontology annotation, molecular function: chitin binding. The record is from RefSeq and is a predicted model, not a curated record. Lineage: Eukaryota; Metazoa; Mollusca; Gastropoda; Lepetellida; Haliotidae. Bases 1199 to 2431 code for a protein of 410 amino acids.